This is a messenger RNA of Leptinotarsa decemlineata (Colorado potato beetle), 1648 nucleotides long. Its product is annotated as equilibrative nucleoside transporter 3. Gene Ontology annotation, molecular function: nucleoside transmembrane transporter activity. Gene Ontology annotation, biological process: nucleoside transmembrane transport. The record is from RefSeq and is a predicted model, not a curated record. Gene Ontology annotation, cellular component: plasma membrane. Lineage: Eukaryota; Metazoa; Arthropoda; Insecta; Coleoptera; Chrysomelidae.
UUAGAUUAUUUUUCGAUCAGACGCACAAAUCUUUUUGUUGAUGAAUUGUUGCCCUGAACAGAAAAUUUAUGAAUACUUUAUAAUCAAACAGAACGAACUGAAACAUAAAUAUGGCUGACAUAAACCAGUAUAAUGAGGUGUUUGAAAGAAAAGUUUCUCUUCUGUCUAUGGAAAGGUUCUCUCAGAAACUGAAAAGUCCACCGGCACCACCACCAGAAGAUAAAUAUUAUUUUAUCACGAUCUUUUUCUUGUUUGUUGGAGUUGCAGGAAUGGUACCACUCACCUUUUUCCUUACAGCUACAGAUUACUGGAUGUUCAAGUUCAGGGAUGUUAGCCAGGAGAAUUAUGAUCCCAAUAACAAAACUUUUCUACAGACUAAUUUUGCAUCGAUAACAUCUAUGCUGACCUCUGUACCAACAGCUUUAACAACUGUGAUAGUAUCUGUUUUUGCUCACAAAAUAGAUCUCAGAUUACGUUUACUUGGUAUUAUGAUAGCACUCAGUAUAUCUUUCAUAUCUUUUACGAUAUUGGUAGAGGUAAACACGGAUUCUUGGCAAUUGGGCUUCUUUAUCCUCACCAUAUCAGUUACGGUAGUCAAUACCUUUUUCGCAAUCACAUUCUCAAUUAGUAACUACACUUUAAUGACGAGAUUUCCUCCAGAAUAUAUAAAAAUUCAUACUUAUGGUUCUUCUAUGUCCGGUGUCAUCAGUGCACUUCUACAAAUAUGUUGUCUUGUCAUUGGAGGAAGCUCUCUUCAAGUUGCCCUGAUUUAUUAUUUAUGUGGAACUGCAAUUUUGGUUGUUGCGGCAAUCUUGAUUUACCUCACCAAAUAUUCACCUUUAUACCACUAUUAUAUGGAAGGUAUUGAAGAGGAAACCAAUAAACCAACUCCUUCGUUUGCAGAUCUGAAAGAAGUAUUCAAACGUGUAUGGCUUGUAUUACUUCCAAUGGUUCUGACAAUACCAGUAAUGGGUCUCAGUUCAACAACUAUUACAAUUUUAGUUGUGUCGGAAAGCACAGGUGCUUGGGGCAAAAAAUUUUUCACGCCUGUGUCCACUUUUCUUCUGAAAGAAAUAUCAAGUCUCCUGGGGAGAGUCUUUGCAACUCCAAUUAUGACGCGUAAGAAUGCUAAAUGGUUGAUUCUUCUUAAUUUGCUGCAAGCUUAUGGGUUUGGUAUACUCAUUCCCUUAUGUAAUGCCAAACCUAAAAGUCACCUACCAGUUCUAUUUCCCCAUGAUUGGCAAUAUAUGUCAUUGAUGACCCUUAAUGGACUCAUUAUGGGUUAUUGUAUGACUGUUACCUUUCUCAGUAUGUCAAAUUUUGCUGGUGACAAGACGGAACAAGCCUUUCAACUAUUUCAGGGCACUAUGAUGAUCAUGAUGAGUGUAACUUCUCCACUCAAUCAAAUUUGGGUGAAUAUCCUCUAGGAUGCUUUGAAAAUCUGACAGAUUUUAAGCGUAUCGUAUCGAAAAAAAAUCAACAGGGGUCUCAAAAAGAUAUGACAAAUGUAUUAAACAAUAAAAAUAUAUGAAGAGAUUGAAGUUUUGUAAACAUAUUUUUGUGACAAGAUGAACAAAAAUUCGGCUUUGAAUAUUCCAAAAAUUGUUCUUAUGGUUAUGAAUUAAAAUAGAAAAUAUGUACAAAAUGA